AUGCGCUACAGAAACUGGGAUGUCCUGCUGUUCCCUGAAGGCUCAAAGGUUCCUAUCCAAGAGUUCAAGACACAAUGCUUUGUGACCAAGGACAAAGACUCGCCCUAUUUACACAGUGCAGUCUUCCUUGGACAUCAUGCACACCAUCCCGAAUCAGCCGUCUUCAACCAGCUGCCAGUUCUCACAACAUUCAUCCCAAGUCUGCCCAAAGACAGUCCGUUCCAAGUCUCAGUUCAUAGUUGGGAGAAGCCACGCCCCAGUGUUCAGAUCGAGUCCAUUAUGGAGCCUGAGGACGUUUUGCUCUUCGAGGUUCGGAUCUUCAUUGAUGGGGUUUUCGCUGCGGGUAGUAUCUAUGGGCAGAGAACUAUUUGGCCACAGAUUAUGGUCCAUGCAGGUCUUGACCGGGAUGGAAACCAAGACACCCUUCGAUUCCCUCCAUUUCAUCCUGAGAUACUACAGCAAAAGCAUUGGGAUGCCGGAGAUUCUCAAGGUAGAAUCAAGAUUGUUAUUGCGGAAGGUUUCUCUCGCCCCAAUCGCUCGCCGCCAUUCGAACGAUACAAGCAUGUCAUCGCUUUUUCUUUCCAGCAUGCGCCACUAGAUGUACUGGAGUUCUCUGAUAUUGCUUGGCCCAAUCCAAAUAUGUGGCUUGCUAUGCCGAACGCAUCCCGGUAUGGAUCGGCAGCAAGAUAUGGCACCUCCAAGGUAGUUGGUGAUGGUGCCCAUGGGCAUUCGCCAAGCAAGCCUUGCAGACCCGAACAUCGAAUUACAAUCACGGCUAACACGAGUAGCCAGUCCAGCAGCAAUGCAGCUACUUACAGCGGUAGCGCUUCAUCAACUUACAAUGCUUGGACCCCUAACCGUGGGUUUCCUAUCCCCUCCAUGCAGUGGAAUGGCUAUCCAGAACCUCGAUGGGACCCGCAUGAUGCAUACAUCGUGGAACCUGUCAUGGAUGCCUUCGUUGAUGAUAGAGCAUGGCGGCAGCGUGGCGCUCGAUCCUCUCGUGAAGACAUCCCAAUGCCAGAUUAUGCUUCCACGGGAUCGACCAGCAGUCGGGCCAUCUCUUCCAGCAUGACUGGGAUGAGCUACGAACACAGCAAGCAGCCUAGCAUCAAUUCCUGCCUUGAGGAUGAGCAAUAUAAUGACCUGAUCCAAACUCUGACACCAACAAAGGCGCCUCCAGUGGGUACUCGCGCACCCUCUAAUACUCCAUCCACUGCCACCACUGCGAUUUCUGCCUCAAAGCUUUCUGCUGCAGCUGAAGCUCGAUCUGCAGGCUACAAUACUCGAAGCCGCCGUGCAUCUGCACUCAGAGAGAUAUCGCAACCAAGCACCCGUGAUGUUUCGGGAUCGAGCGAGCCCAAGAACUUGACUCCAUCCAAGAUUGGAGCGAGUCCAAGCGAUAAAGUCCGGAGCAAAAAAGAGACUCAGAAAGAGACCCAGAAAGAGGCUAGCCAGGAUACCCCCAAAGCACAGUCUAAGAGUAAGGUGUGCAACUCCAAGGACGACGAAAAUGCGCAGGACGAGAAUGAGUCGGUUUUUUAG
This is a messenger RNA of Penicillium expansum, 1542 nucleotides long. RefSeq lists its product as uncharacterized. The record is from RefSeq and is a predicted model, not a curated record. Bases 1 to 1542 code for a protein of 513 amino acids. NCBI's taxonomy places the organism in Eukaryota, Fungi, Ascomycota, Eurotiomycetes, Eurotiales, Aspergillaceae. The transcript has 3 exons.